AUGACCGACCUAUAUCCAAUUGUCAUCCCGCCAUUUGAACAUAGAUUCAAAGCUGUCACCUAUACAUGCAGUGGAGAAGGUCUACGCAAAGAUGGCCAUUCUUACGAUCCCCACGUCGAAAAAUUGAUACCUCCCAAAGGUCAAAAGCUAGGCAAUAGUAUUGGAGCGAAACCAGCAGGUUGGUGGAAAGCCCAAUGCGCGUUCAGAGGAUUGAAACAAACUGGAUCCGUCGCCGAUUUACAGUCGAGGUUGGGAGGAGCGAAGAAAGAAAUGGAUCCAGAGCUCAAGGCCGUAGAGUCCCAAUUGAACAAGGAUUUCAAGAAGCAAAACAAACUUGCGAGAGAUGGCGAUUGGGAUAAAUUGAAGACUGCCGAGGAGAAGGCUGAUGCUAAUCCACAAAGGUACCUCAACGAAGCGUUUCCGAAAAGUGCCACGGGAGAACUAGCAAAACCGGAUAUUAUCGUUGUUAAGAAUGAACAUAAAACUGCCUUGGCUGAAGCUGCGCAUAAGAUAGGAUUGGAGUCUUUGUUAGUGGAUGCUCCUCGGGUGGGCAACAAACGGUCUUCUCCAGAACAGUGGGUAAUAGUGGGGAGAAUUACAGAUGCUGUAUUGAAUCAGAAGCGUGAGCUUGAACGAGCAGCGACCCGGUCCAAGGAAAAUACACCAAAGAAACCCCCUGGAGAUCGACCAAAACAAACAGCAAGGAAAUCUGUACCCAGUUCAGGAACGCACGACAAUGUGUUUGAUGAAAUUGGGACUCAGCAAGCACGCCCAAUACUACCACUACCACGGAGAAAACAGACAGCUAGGAAAUUUGUGCCAAGCACUGCCACUCAUGAUAAUUUGUUCUCCGAUAGUGAUUCUCAUAGUCCUAAUCGUCCGGGGCCAGUUUCUCCAGGCCCCCAAAAACAGACGGCUGUAAAGUCCACAAGAAGUACUAGCACUCAUUCAGACCUGUUCGCGGACGAUGGUGAGGAUGAAAUCGCCCACAGACAGCCAGCUGCAAAAAGAUUACGGAGGUCGGCCAGCGGCGCGCGAGCCAAUUCAAGCGCAACUGAGUCGGAAGGUCUAUGGGAUGUUCGAGGUUCUUAUGUGGUCGAGUGCCCAGAUAUUGAGGAAGAAUGGGGAGAGAAAGACUCGGACCUUAUUCUUGACAUUUAUGUGGAAAACAAGAAUGGAAGACAUCAGAUGUUUGCAAUGUUCAAUUUUAUAGUUGUUGAGGGCAUCAUGCGAUUUGAAAGACCAAAUGGUGUGCCAAGUCCGAAGAAUGCUGAUAAAAAGAGAAAGCGAGAAAGUACUUCUUCCAUAGAUGAGGAUGGAGAUGUUAUGAUGAGUGACAUUUCUCAAACUGUUGCGAGUAAUAGUAAGCACAAAGAAAGUGCCUUUUUUCUUGGAGCCAACGACAAGCCCACAGCCCGGAGACCUACAUGGCCAUAUCGCUGGAGAGGCGAGGAGACUGGCGAAGGAGAAAUUCAACUCGGCUCUGAUAAAAGGUUGGAGAGUAUCACCUUUGACGACAAGAACAAGUCUUUAUCAGGCACGUUCACGUGUGAUUUCGCUGGGAAAUGCGAGUUCACAGGUUUAAAGGUAAAUAACCGUCCGCAAGAUUCACGGAUUGAUCCAGAGAGUCAAUGGGAGAGCCGUAGCGAGGCUGCUUAUGAGGAGGCACUUCAGACAAGGUGGAAAUGA
Molecule: messenger RNA, 1689 nt
Organism: Botrytis fragariae
Lineage: Eukaryota; Fungi; Ascomycota; Leotiomycetes; Helotiales; Sclerotiniaceae
Exons: 3
Coding region: 1-1689 (562 amino acids)
Source: RefSeq, a predicted model, not a curated record